Molecule: messenger RNA, 741 nt
Organism: Arvicanthis niloticus (Nile rat)
Lineage: Eukaryota; Metazoa; Chordata; Mammalia; Rodentia; Muridae
Gene: Prrt1b
Product: proline rich transmembrane protein 1B
Cellular component (GO): membrane
Source: RefSeq, a predicted model, not a curated record
AUGGAGGCAGGUCCCGACGCCAAGGGGGACGACAGCCCCGCAGGCCGGGAGGACCCCCCAGCCGCCGAGGACCAGCGCAGCAUCGCGCAGCCGUCGCUCCCGCAGCUUCCGCGCCGCCCGCAGCUGCUGGAAGAGGACAGGGGGCCGGAGGAGGACCAGGCCGAGGCUGCAGAAGGCAGCGAGCGGGCCCGGGGGGACCCAGAACCAGCGUCCGGCGAGGCGGGGCCCGGGCCCAAGGCCACUGGUGGUACAGUGCCGCCCAUCGGCUUUGUGGGCGAGCCUCCACCCUACGCGCCGCCGGACCCCAAGGCAGUGGCACUGCUCUAUCCGCCCUUCCCGCAGGUGCCGGUGCUGUUCCAGCCCGCGCCGGGGCCCGCCGCCCUCUACCCGCCACCCCCUGGCCCGCUCUUCCCACCAGCCGGCGGAGCCUCCUUCCCUUUCCCCACGUAUGGCAGCCCUGUGGCUGGCGGGCCUGCUCCCCUGCAAGUGGAGCACAGGACUCUGCCCAAGGACUUCAUGAUGGAGUCAGUGCUGGUGACCUUGUUCUGUUGCCUGCUCACAGGGCUGAUUGCCAUUGUCUACUCCCACGAGACUCGAGCAGCUCUGGGCCGGGGUGACCUGGCCCAGGCAGAAGAAGCCUCACGGAAAGCCCGCUCACUUGUGCUCUUCAGCCUGUUCUUUGGAGUCUUCGUGUCUACCAGCUGGGUCAUCUAUGUGGUGGUGGCCCUCUACCUACCCUGA